AUGCAGUCAACAGUACUUCAGUACGAUUUAAGCCCCGAAGUGAUACCCCGAACCAAAUGCUUUAAAUUUGUAAAAUACUCGUUGAUAUCGGCGCUGGUUUUGCUCAUCUCAAUGGCGCUGAUUGUGCUGAUCGUGGCUGAGGCCAAGUCUAACGAGAAAAUGUUUCUCAGUUUAGGCAUCAUAUCCCUGGUCGGCGUAAUUGUGUUCGUAAUCGGAUUGUUAGCCAUAAUCAAAGAGCACAUCCCGUCGGUGAUGAUCUUUGCGGUGAUCAUUAUAUUCUAUUUACUGCUGUUUAUGUACUCACGAGUGCUCACGAGUCCCGGUCUCAUAGUCUUCCGGACACUCGUCCUGUUGUUGCUGUCGAUCGAGUCGUUGUGUUUCGCGAUUAUGAUUAGAGAUUGGCGUCAAUUACAACAGUCGAGGCUUAACGCCAAAUACCUGUCCGCUGCCAAUCACCACAUCUACACCACUCCUUAUGGUCACCCCCUGUAUGGUUAUCAGUACUAUACAACUGUCCCCUUACGACACGACCAGAACAUUCAGAAUAUGCAAAAUAUUUAAUUAUACAAAGUAUUGCAUGAUAAUGUUAUCUACUUAAUAAAUAAUACCUGUUCUAAGUUAUAAUUAAUACAAUUUAUUGUAGCUUAUCAUGUUAGCC
This is a messenger RNA of Oppiella nova, 658 nucleotides long. NCBI's taxonomy places the organism in Eukaryota, Metazoa, Arthropoda, Arachnida, Sarcoptiformes, Oppiidae. The record is from the annotation of a GenBank genome assembly.